GAGCAACUUUCGAGCCGGACUCACAUAAAAAGCCUCACCCACCCUUCACUUUCUUCCAUCUUUCUCUUUAUCUCUCGGAAAGCAACCAACUCGUCUUCUUCUUCCUCUCAAAUCUUCAGCAUCAAUCAAACAUGUCUGCUUACAGAGGCAAAUACGCUGAUGAGCUUAUCGCCAAUGCUGCCUACAUUGGCACCCCUGGAAAGGGUAUUCUUGCUGCUGAUGAGUCAACUGGCACAAUCGGCAAACGUUUUGCCAGCAUCAAUGUUGAGAAUGUUGAAUCAAACAGGCGUGCUCUUCGUGAGCUCCUCUUCACUGCCCCUGAUGUGCUCCAAUACCUUAGUGGAGUGAUCCUCUUUGAGGAAACCCUCUACCAGAAGACUGCUUCAGGCAAGCCAUUCGUUGACGUCUUGAAGGAAGGUGGUGUUCUCCCCGGUAUUAAGGUCGACAAGGGUACCGUAGAGCUUGCCGGAACCAAUGGUGAGACCACAACCCAGGGUCUCGAUGGCCUUGCCCAGCGCUGCCAGAAGUACUAUGAAGCUGGUGCACGGUUCGCAAAAUGGCGUGCUGUGCUCAAGAUUGGCCCCAAUGAGCCAUCUCAGCUGUCCAUUCAAGAGAACGCUAAUGGGUUGGCUCGUUAUGCUAUCAUCUGCCAGGAGAAUGGUCUAGUCCCCAUCGUUGAGCCAGAGAUCCUGGUUGAUGGACCCCAUUCCAUCGAUAAGUGUGCUGAUGUGACUGAGCGUGUUCUUGCUGCGUGCUACAAGGCUCUUAACGACCACCAUGUCCUCCUCGAAGGAACUCUGUUGAAGCCCAACAUGGUCACUCCAGGAUCCGAUGCCAAGAAGGCUUCACCAGAAGUGAUUGCCGAGUAUACAGUUCGUGCCUUGUUGCGCACUACCCCUGCAGCUGUCCCUGCUGUCGUGUUCUUGUCCGGUGGACAGAGUGAGGAGGAGGCUACCCUCAACCUUAACGCCAUGAACCAACUCAAGGGAAAGAAGCCAUGGUCUCUAUCCUUCUCCUUCGGACGUGCUCUUCAGCAAAGCACACUGAAGGCAUGGGCAGGGAAACAGGAAAACAUCCCAAAGGCACAGGCUGCUCUCCUCACAAGGGCCAAGGCCAACUCAGAGGCUACUCUUGGAACCUACAAGGGUGACGCCAAGCUCGGUGAGGGUGCUGCAGAGUCUCUCCAUGUGAAGGAUUACAAGUACUGAAGAAAUUUACAGUUGCUUCUCUUGUUUUGGUUUUGGAAAACUAUCUUGCGGUAUGUGUAUGGCUUUUGUCAUUCUCGGGCAUAUAGGGUUAGGGUUUUUUUUCGGAUUUCUGUUCUUGAUCUCUCUGAUUUUAGGACGGUGGUAGAAUAAAAGGCUUGAGGACCAUUGGCAUAUGUUGAGUUUGAAAAAUGUUUCUUUUUCUUGUUCAAAAGAACUGUGUAGGUUCUUUUUUAUUGCCUGAAUUGAAGGUGGUAAGGAUUCUAAUUUCCCAAAUCCAGUUUUUGUGUA
Messenger RNA from Pyrus x bretschneideri (Chinese white pear), 1496 nucleotides. RefSeq names its product fructose-bisphosphate aldolase 1, cytoplasmic. Gene Ontology annotation, cellular component: cytosol. The record is from RefSeq and is a predicted model, not a curated record. The transcript has 3 exons. Gene Ontology annotation, molecular function: fructose-bisphosphate aldolase activity. Lineage: Eukaryota; Viridiplantae; Streptophyta; Magnoliopsida; Rosales; Rosaceae. The coding region runs from base 132 to 1208 and encodes 358 amino acids. Gene Ontology annotation, biological process: fructose 1,6-bisphosphate metabolic process; glycolytic process.